Messenger RNA from Hibiscus syriacus, 555 nucleotides. Its product is annotated as probable E3 ubiquitin-protein ligase RHA4A. The transcript has 3 exons. Lineage: Eukaryota; Viridiplantae; Streptophyta; Magnoliopsida; Malvales; Malvaceae. Bases 1 to 555 code for a protein of 184 amino acids. The record is from RefSeq and is a predicted model, not a curated record.
AUGAGAGUAUUUCCUUUUGCUUUAAGAAUCAUGUGCUCUCUUCCCCUGCUUAAAAUAUAUGAACAUUUUGCUUCAUAUGUUGAGGGUAUAGGGCGAUGGGUGUUCCUGAAACUGAACCACCUUCUGGUACUUCAACUCAAACUCUACCAGGCAUUCAUAUUCUCAAUCCCCAUCCUCUUUUCAAUCAUUCUCUUUCUUUUGUUUUACCUCUUUUACAUCAAGAGAAGAGCCUUCAAUUCCUCUAAUCGCCCUCUUCUUCCCACCGCUACUAGUUUUAACCCCACGCCUUGUCAACUGAGUUUGAAAAGGGAGAUUGCAGAUAAGCUGCCAACCGUGUUAUUUGAUGAAGAGCUGAGGACAAGGGAUACGCAAUGCAGCUUCUGCUUAGUUGAUUUUGAGGUGAAAGAGGAAUUGCUGCUACUCCCAUCGUGUAAACACGUGUUUCACAUUGAAUGCAUGCAUGGUUGGCUACGUUCCAACCUUACUUGUCCGCUUUGUAGAUGUUGUGUUUCCCUUACCAUCACCAAAAUACAUCACCACCACUCCAUCAACUGA